Messenger RNA from Chelmon rostratus (copperband butterflyfish), 258 nucleotides. RefSeq names its product gonadotropin-releasing hormone 2 (gene gnrh2). Bases 1 to 258 code for a protein of 85 amino acids. NCBI's taxonomy places the organism in Eukaryota, Metazoa, Chordata, Actinopteri, Chaetodontiformes, Chaetodontidae. Gene Ontology annotation, cellular component: extracellular region. The transcript has 3 exons. Gene Ontology annotation, biological process: multicellular organism development. The record is from RefSeq and is a predicted model, not a curated record. Gene Ontology annotation, molecular function: hormone activity.
AUGUGUGUAUCUCGGCUGGUUUUGCUGCUUGGGCUGCUUCUAUGUGUGGGGGCUCAGCUGUCCAGCGGCCAGCACUGGUCCCACGGUUGGUACCCUGGAGGCAAGAGGGAACUGGACUCUUUCAGCACCUCAGAGAUUUCAGAGGAGAUUAAGCUGUGUGAGGCAGGAGAAUGCAGCUACUUGAGACCCCAGAGGAGGAGCGUUCUGAGAAAUAUCCUUUUGGAUGCCCUAGCCAGAGAGCUCCAGAAGAAGAAGUGA